Polyodon spathula (Mississippi paddlefish) is the source of this 3101-nucleotide messenger RNA. Its product is annotated as BRCA1-A complex subunit RAP80-like. Gene Ontology annotation, cellular component: BRCA1-A complex. The record is from RefSeq and is a predicted model, not a curated record. Gene Ontology annotation, molecular function: histone binding; K63-linked polyubiquitin modification-dependent protein binding. NCBI's taxonomy places the organism in Eukaryota, Metazoa, Chordata, Actinopteri, Acipenseriformes, Polyodontidae. Gene Ontology annotation, biological process: positive regulation of DNA repair; double-strand break repair. The transcript is spliced from 14 exons. The coding region runs from base 298 to 2991 and encodes 897 amino acids.
UGUUGUCUGUGUGCGAGAAUUUAAGUGCAGGGGGUCGUAUUUUCCGGGAACAAGUAGGAAGAUGUUUAGCUUGAAUGUUGUUUUUAUUAAGUAAACACAAGCCCUUGAGAUCAGUUUUAAAUAAUGUGGACUGGCACUCGUGGCUUAUACUUCGCUCCUUGUUGCUGUAAACAGCAACGCUGUUGAUGCUGUCAAACAAAUAACGCAUGUUUAUUGUUUUUUAUUUCCCUCUAAAUAUUCUCGUUGCUUUUUUGACGUUGAUGCCCAACACAGAAGUGCGUUUAAUAAUAUAAAAACAUGCCACGCAAGAGACGAAAUCCCACGGGGGAAGAGAUGGCGGUUUCUAGAAGGACGAGGCAACGCCCCCAUACCAAUAAAAACCCGAACCAGUCUAUAGUAAUAUCUGACAGCGAAAAUGAGGAAGGAGAUAAUGGAUUGGUGCAGGGGCAGGACGGACGUCCGCGGGAGAGAGAGAAAACAAAGAGACACAGCUCAGAGAUGACGGAGGAACAGAUGCUUGACCUGGCAGUGAGAAUGAGUGAACAGGAGGCCAGUCGAAGACGUGACGAGGAGGAGGCACUGAGAAAGGCUAUUGAAGAGAGUCUUUGUGAAAACAGACUUUCCCAUAAAGCUAACCAGAGCAGACCAGUACAUGUUCAACAAAACCCAGGGAAUAAAGAAAAAGAAAAAAUGCACUCCACUGAACCAGAUGCCAGUUUUCCGGGAGAUUCCCAGUGGGAAUCCAUCCUCGGGAGUGCUAAUCCUAGAGAGCGAAGCCCCGUUCUCGUCUUGGAGAAGCUGAGCCAAGAUGUGGUUGGCAGCUGCCAGGAGUUGGGUUUCGUCGCCUGUUCGCAAGACUGUCCUUUGACAGUAACACCUCUGUCUGCUAAGAGAACGAGCGAGGGGAACCGAUUGAAACGUAAGUUCCGAAGGACAGAUCUGGUAGGCAGCAGUCGAGCUGACGGAAGGGAGGGCUCUUCAGAAAACCUGUGCAGCGGCAAGAGAAGAGGGCAGCAGGGCAGCACAACUCCCCAGGAACUGGAGACCUGUCACACCUCCCAUUGGCCCCCGGAGAAGGUCAGUGCAGUGCAGCUUUUCAGGAUAGAAAAAAGAACCUGCUGUAAAACUGCACAGAACAGAUCCCCCCUAAGGAUGGAAGAUGAUGCUUCUCUAAAAGUAAUCAUGUUGGAUGACUUCCAGGAUUCUGAGUCCCUUCUGAGUAGCAAUGGUCCCCAGUGCCUGCAAAGUGGUGAGCAGAGUCCCGUACAAUUGAUGGGGAGUCAAGACGUGGCUGGCAACUGCCAGGAGAUGAGUUCCCUCACCUGUUCACAAAGUCCUUUGACAUUGUCGCCUUUGAGGAGUCCUCUGCCUUCCGCGAAUCAGGAUUCUCCCUAUCCUAAGAGUCCCACAUUCCCUAAAAGAAAGAACGAGGAGAACUGCUUGAGUAGGACAUUCUCAAGGAGAGACACGGUACACUCAAAUCGAGCCGACAAAGGAGAGAGCUUCUCGGCGAACCUCUCCAGCUGUGGUGGAAGAGUGAAGAAGGGCAGCACACCUCCCCAGGAACCAGAGACCUCUCGGCAUUGUGCAGCAGUCCCCGGAGAGAACUCAAACACUCCUCUCAGCUGCCCCUCGACACAGGUGGAUACAGAGGGGACAGGCAGCAUGUCCCGGGGAGAGGGCGCGGUGCACUAUUACUGGGGUGUCCCCUUCUGCCCCCAGGGUUUGAACCCAGACGAUUACACCAAGGUGAUCCUGUGCCAGCUGGAGGUGUAUGAGAAGAGCCUGAAGCAAGCUCAGAGGGGGCUGCUGCGCAAGGCAGAGUGGGGGGAGCCCGUGCUCACAGGUCCCCCUAAAACAUUCCCCUCCCGCAGGACCAGUCGCUCCCGACUGGGCAAGGGGGCAGGUAACAGCCGGAGCUUUCAGGGCUUUCAGAGCCCUCGGGACAGCGAGCAGGAGGGGGGAGAGGAGGAGAGCUCUCAGCAUGACAAGGAGGGCAGAGAGAGAAGAGAGGAGGAGGAGGAGGAGGAAGAGGAAGAGGAAGAGGAAGAGGAGACGUCCAACUCACAGCAGCAGGUAGCCUCUUCAUCAGUGAUCAGAGCAGAAGGCACCACAGAGACCUGGCUGAACCUGAGAAGGAGACGCGGCCUGAGGGAAAGGAGCCCCAAAGAGCCAGAGGAUCAGCAGGAACAGAGAGUAGAGGAGGAGGAGGAGGAGGAGGAGGAGAUGGACUUGGAUGUGUGUCCAGAAAGCCAGCUCAGUGAAGAGUCCAGCCAGCCUCUGCUUAAAGAUAGUCCUGCAGGGACACAGUCCCUGGAGGAUGUUGUGGAGAAGCCAGGCUCAGCCCCCGUCUCACAGAGAGCACAGCGUGUGGAGUGCCCAAUCUGCAUGCAGAGCUUCCCAAAGAACCGCAUUGAGAUGCAUGCAGCCUACUGUGAUGGAACCAGGGAAUCAGAAGAGGUGGUGGAGGAGGAGGAGGAGGUGAAGGAGACAGCCUCACAGGUGUUGAGCCUGAGACGAAGCAUCAGGAAAGCAGGCUCCUCGGAUGCUGCUGAGCCCAGUACAUCCUGCUCUGACAGAUCAGCUCAGAAGGAGAAGUGCUACAUCUGCCAAGACUGGAUUUCAAUAAAGGAGUAUCAGAGCCACGUCGACAGCUGCAUCAGCAGGGGCAGAAACUGGAAAAGCAAGAUGCUCCUGGCUGCUUUAGAGCAUUCAGAACGUAAAGAUUCAGGAAAUGCAGAGGUUGGCACUUCAGAUUCCUUUUUCAACCACAGAGAAGACGGUGGGCUUGUCUCCUGCCUGGAUGUUGAGGAGCAGGAGCCUGGCAGCGGUGGGGACGAGCCUGCUUGCCCCUUCCAAUUGAGCGAUUCUCCCGUUAGAUCCUUUGUGCCCAUCUCCCAAGCCACGGACUGUCUCGUUGACUUCAAAAAGCAACUAACCGGGCCAGCUGAAGGGUACAAGAGAAAGAGUAAAAGAGGAAGAUACAGAUGACCAGUUCUUUAUUUAUUAAAACAUGUACUGAUUAAACCUCUUGUAGCCCUGAAAGCAGAUGAUAAUUCUUGCCUGUAACUGGGUUUGCAUUUCAUUACAGGUGUGUGUGU